CGGAGGAAGACCCCUGGUGCCGGGAUCGGCCCCUGAUCCGGCUACUGGCCCUGACCCUGAGGUGAGAAAUGUCACCUCCACCCCCAUCUGCCUGACCUGAGACGCAGGCGCCCCGCUCCGGCCGGCACCAUGGACAGCGAGGCCUUCCAGAGCUCGGGGGACCUUCUGGACCUGAACUUCCAGUCUCUGGCCAUGAAGCACAUGGACCUGAAGCAGAUGGAGCUGGACACGGCGGCGGCCAAGGUGGACGAACUGACCAAGCAGCUGGAGUCGCUGUGGUCAGACUCGCCGACGCCACCUGGCUCUCAGGCUGGAGCCCCCGCUAGGCUGCCCCGGUACAGCUCCAGCCCGGUCCCAGAGCCCUUCGGCAGCCGCGGGUCCUCCCGGAAGGCGCCCGGCGACGGCGCGGACGCCCCGUUUGGCCGCUCUGAGAGCGCCCCGGCUCUGCUCCCCUACAGCUCGCUGUCCCCGAAGGGCCGGCCGUCGUCCCCGCGCACCUCCAUCUACCUGCAGCCGGACGCCUACAGCAGCCUGGACCGCGCGCCCUCGCCCCGGCCCCGUGCCUACGAUGGCGCUGGCGGCUCCCUGGGUCGUGCGCCUUCCCCACGGCCCGGCUCGGGCCCGCACCGCCAGCAGGGUACCCCGACGCCCUUCGACCUGCUGGCCCGCGCCAGCUCCCCCCGGGGCAGCCCCCUGGCCGAGGGGCCCCAGGUUUUCUUCCCGGAGCGCGGGCCCUCGCCGCGCCCCUCCGCCGCCUACGAUGCACCGGCCGCCUUCGGUGGCCCCCUGCUGGGCGCGGGCAGCAGCGCCUUCGCCCCGCCUCUGCGAGCUCAAGACGACCUAAUGCUGCGCCGGCGGCCCCCCAAAGCCUGGAACGAGUCGGAUCUGGACGUGGCGUACGAGAAGAAGUCUUCGCACGCAGUUAGCUACGAACGCCUGGACGCCUUCGGGAGGCCCUCCUCCCCGGGUCUGCAGCUGUUACCCUGGAGAGAGAGCAGCCUGGACGGGCUGGGGGCCACCGGCAAGGACAACCUCACCAGCGCCACCUUGCCCCGCAAUUACAAGGUCUCCCCUCUGGCCAAUGACAGGCGUUCUGACGUGGGCAGCUACCGCCGAUCGCUGGGCUCCACGGGGCCAUCAGGCACUUUGCCGCGAAGCUGGCAGCCCGUCAGCCGCAUCCCCAUGCCUCCUUCCAACCCCCAGCCCCGGGGCGCCCCCCGCCAGCGCCCCAUCCCCCUCAGCAUGAUAUUUAAGCUGCAGAACGCCUUCUGGGAGCAUGGGGCCAGCAGAGCCAUGUUCCCUGGCUCCCCCAUCUUCUCCCGAGCUCCGCCGCCCAAGCUGCCUCCCCAGCCCCAAGCACCUCCCCAGUCCCAGCUACUACCCCAGCCCCAGACCCAACCACAGUCCCAGGUGCCCCCACAGCCCCAGUCACAACCACAGUCCCAGCCUCCGCUCCAGCUUCAACACCCUGCCCCCAUGCCCCAGUUCCCCCAACAGUCUUGGAGUGAAGGCACCCCCAAAGCCCCUGCUGAGCUGGAGCCUGAACCAGAGCUGGAGGGGCUGCUGGCCCCAGUGCUGGAGGCUGGCGAUGCAGAUGAAGGCACUGUAACUCGGCCCCUCAGCCCCACGCGGCUGCAGCCAGCGCUGCCACCCGAGGCACAGUCGGUGCCCGAGCUGGAGGAGGUGGCACGGGUGCUGGCGGAGAUUCCUCGUCCCCUCAAACGAAGGGGUUCCAUGGAACAGAGCCCUGCUGUAGCCCUGCCCCCCACCCACAAGAAGCAGUACCAGCAGAUCAUCAGCCGCCUCUUCCAUCGUCAUGGAGGGCCUGGGGGGCCUGAGCCUGAGCUGUCCUCCAUCUCUGAGGGAUCUGAGGCCAGGGCAGGACCCCCUGCUCCUGCCCCACCAGCUCCCAUACCACCUCCGGCCCCGCCCCAGAGCAGCCCACCAGAGCAGCUGCAGAGCAUGGAGAUGCGCUCCGUGCUGCGGAAGGCAGGCUCCCCGCGCAAGGCCCGCCGCGCGCGUCUCAACCCCCUGGUGCUGCUGCUGGACGCGGCGCUGACCGGGGAGCUGGACGUGGUGCAGCAGGCGGUGAAGGAGAUGAACGACCCGAGUCAGCCCAACGAGGAGGGCAUCACCGCCCUGCACAACGCCAUCUGCGGCGCCAACUACCCCAUCGUGGACUUCCUCAUUGCGGCCGGCGCCAACGUCAACUCCCCCGACAGCCACGGCUGGACGCCGCUGCACUGCGCGGCCUCGUGCAACGACACGGCCAUCUGCACGGCGCUGGUGCAGCACGGCGCGGCCAUCUUCGCCACCACGCUCAGCGACGGCGCCACCGCCAUCGAGAAGUGCGACCCCUACCGGGAGGGUUACGCCGACUGCGCCACUUACCUGGCAGACGUGGAGCAGAGCAUGGGGCUGAUGCACAACGGGAUGGUGUACGCCCUCUGGGACUACAGCGCCGAGUUCGGGGACGAGCUGUCCUUCCGCGAGGGCGAGUCGGUGACCGUGCUGCGCAGGGACGGCCCGGAGGAGACGGACUGGUGGUGGGCCGCGCUGCACGGCCAGGAGGGCUACGUGCCCCGGAACUACUUCGGGCUCUUCCCCAGGGUGAAGGCUCAGAGGAAUAAGGUCUAGCCGGAGGAAUAAGGUCUUCAGGGGAGACAGGAGGAAGCAGCUUGGCCUUGGCUCCAGACCUCCCGAUCCAUUACCGCUGCACCUCCCUGCACCCCAAGCCGGGCCGGGGUGGGCUCCUCGCCACCAGCGCUCUGCUUUCCUGGAAGCCCAGGGGAGAAGGAGAACCUCAGCCUUCAGUUCAGAAACCUGCCUUAACUGUGGGAGGUCAUUGUGGGGCACGAGAGAGCCCCCCAUUUGCCAAAUCAGAUUCUGUCCAAAGUGCCCUCCACCCCUCACUGUCAGCCCCUCCCCAAGCCCCUCAAAGCAAGCCAACCCAUCAUCCCAGUGGGAUGGGUCACCUCCAGUGGCUUUACCUGGGAGUCACCUCUGCCCCCAUUUCUCCCAGCAGCCUUGGGGGGGAGGG
Molecule: messenger RNA, 3040 nt
Organism: Eptesicus fuscus (big brown bat)
Lineage: Eukaryota; Metazoa; Chordata; Mammalia; Chiroptera; Vespertilionidae
Gene: PPP1R13L
Product: protein phosphatase 1 regulatory subunit 13 like
Exons: 14
Coding region: 130-2637 (835 amino acids)
Biological process (GO): regulation of transcription by RNA polymerase II; positive regulation of cell differentiation
Molecular function (GO): transcription factor binding
Source: RefSeq, a predicted model, not a curated record